GAUUAUCUCCAACCAAAAUGUCAACCAAGACCUCUACAGAUCUAGUUGAAUAUGUUGACAAGGGUCCUGCUUUCCUUCCCAUCAUUGCAAACCCUCAGACAAGCCAGCUGGAAGAACGAUUGAGCAACCAGGAGCGCACCAUCACUUUCCUCCUCGAGCAAGCCUUCCGCAUCAAAGAGGACAUAUCUGCUUGUCUGCAGGGCUCCCAUGGCUUCAAGAAGGAGGAAUCGCUGGCCAGGAAGUUACUGGAAAGCCACAUCCAGACCAUCACCAGUAUCGUCAAAAAACUUAGCCAGAACAUUGAGAUUUUAGAAGACCAAAUACGAGUUCGAGAUCAGGUGACCCAAGGAGCUAAUCUUGCAGUCCACGAUCUGAACAUCAAACACGUCCACGGAGUUGGAGAUCUUCGAGGAAGAGUGGCCAGAUGUGACUCAAGCAUUAUGAAGCUUUCCAGCGACAUUCAUUACAUCAGGCAUGACUAUCAGCAAACUGAGAAGGCAAUCCAAGACCUGGUGUCUGCUCUAGAAGCUCUUUCCAAGAACUUGGAUAUAAAGGUAAUGCAGCUCUUAGGAAAGAUAGACUCCUCCAGUUCGGAGCAGAUGUCACAUUUAAAGAUGGUCCAAGGAGAUUUUCAACAUGAAAUGGACCUUAUGGGAUUCAAAUUCAAUUCCCUUUCAAAUAAUCUAUAUGAAGAAGUUGCAAACCAUCAAAAGUGGACAGAAAACCAGUUCAUCAAAUAUAGAAAAGACCACCUGUGUCAUAUCACCGACUGUCUGAACGUUCUACAGCAGAAACUGGAAAAAUCUGAAAUGAAAAUGGAAGAAAGACUGCUGCAGCUUUCAAGCAAAGUAGAGAAUUUCAUUAACACACACAAGCAGGAAGCGGAACUCAACAAAGCAAAGCACAUAGAAAACAAAUUGUCCAAAAGGAUGAGCCACAUGGAAAAACAGAUCUGGGAGGAGUUGGAGAAAAUGCAGACUGAAUAUCAAUCAGGAUUUAAAUCAAUUCAUGACUCUCUCACCUCCCUCCAACAAAUACAGAAGACAAAGAUGGAUUUAGAGAAAUAUAAAGUACAGAAAGACCUGAAGAAAUUGCAGCGUAAGAUUGUGGAGCUCCAGGAAAUAUAAAACCUUCCCAUCGCCAUCAUCUUUUGCACCAGCCCAUGGAGUGGUUUGUAUGAGAACAUGCAAAGAGGAGAGCUGCUAUCUCUGAGUGGGAAGUGAGGAGUUCAGAUGUGUCUUUACUUCUCACCAACUUUUAAGGGUGUGGAUGCACCAGGAAAAAAAACAAUAAAGCAAAGAAA
Messenger RNA from Ochotona curzoniae (black-lipped pika), 1303 nucleotides. It is a transcript of the gene FAM81B, whose product is annotated as family with sequence similarity 81 member B. The coding region runs from base 18 to 1127 and encodes 369 amino acids. The transcript has 8 exons. The record is from RefSeq and is a predicted model, not a curated record. Lineage: Eukaryota; Metazoa; Chordata; Mammalia; Lagomorpha; Ochotonidae.